UAACCCCGUGACCGAUGUUUUGGGCAAAAUUGUAAUUUACUAAGGGGUGGCUAACCAAGUAACCAACCAUAGGAAAUCAUCCGCUGUCUCUCAAAAACCCUCGAAGUGCUGAGCCGUCAACCCUCUCCACCUCAUAUCGGAGUCUUCUUUCAUCAGUGCCAUACAGAAUGGAUGCGCCUGAGGACAAUUUUACUGAAAACAAUGUUGUUGGGGCAAUUGAUAACUCUGAAAGUGAAAAACAAGAAGUUGAGGAGAAUGUUGUUGCUGAAGCAGCUGAAAAGAGAUGGUUUGGUUGGCCUGGUGAGAGUGUUUUUCGUAUCUUAGUUCCUACCCAUAAGGUAGGUGGCAUCAUUGGACGAAAAGGGGAAUCUAUCAAGAGAAUGUGUGAGGAAUCAAAAGCUCGUAUUAAGAUUCUUGAUGGGCCUCCUGGUGUUCCAGAAAGAGUGGUAAUAAUUUCAGCAAAGGAAGAGCCAGAUUUGUCAAUUUCACCUGCUAUGGAUGGUCUUCUGAAGGUUCAUAAACGUUUAGUGGAUGGCGUGGAUGGGGAUUCAACUCAUGGUCUACCUAAUUCCGGUAAUGCUGUCUUGACAAGAUUAUUGGUAGCAGCAACACAGGCGGGAUUCCUCAUUGGAAAACAAGGAUCAACCAUCAAAUCUAUCCAAGAAACUUGUAACUCUGCUGUUCGUGUUGUUGAAGAUCUCCCUCCUGUUGCAUUGCCUGAUGACAGAGUUGUUGAAAUACAAGGCGAACCCAUUUCAGUGCAUAGGGCGUUGGAGAUGGUAUCAAAUCAUUUAAGGAAGUUUCUGGUUGACCGUAGUGUGCUUCCAUUAUUUGAGAUGCACACUUCAAUUCAGAAUCUGCAUUUGGAACACAGCAUUGCACCAGCUCAACCUUGGGGCCAUCCUCAAGGCCUUCCCUCAAAUGCUGGUUCAGGCUACGGUACCAAUCCUCAAUUCAUGCCUUCUCGUCCUCAUGACAGUUAUUACCAUCCACCCGACCUUCCUUCAUUGGAAAAACAACCUCACCAUGGUAUAUCUACGUACGGACGCGACGCACCAUCCAUGGGCAUUCAUUCUGCAGCUAAUCAACAAUCAGCACCAACAAUGGUUGCGCAGGUCACCCAGCAUAUGCAAAUUCCCCUUUCUUAUGCAGAUGCUGUAAUAGGGGCCGCUGGAACUAAUAUCAGCUAUAUCCGUCGUGCCAGUGGAGCAACUGUAACUAUACAGGAAACAAGGGGUGUACCAGGAGAAAUGACUGUGGAGGUUAUUGGAAGUGCUACACAAGUUCAAACCGCUCAGCAACUGAUACAGAAUUUCAUGGCUGAAGCUGCCGCACCAGCCGCUGCUGCUGCAGCUGCGCCGACCGUGUUGGGCCAAGCUGAUCAGGGUUACACUUCCUACCAACAUGGUCAUAUUUAUUCAUCUCCGGCAGCCAAUGCUGGGCUUCCUGCUCAUGCUGCAGCAGGAUAUGCGUCUGCUUAUGGUUCUACUUAUGGCUAUUAAGGUAGGCAUGAGAUGUGAUCAAUGCUAUUUUAAGAUGAUUGAAGAAACUUAUCGAACAAUAUAUGAUUAAACUGUAUGAAUGAAUUUAGGGGAAUGCUAAUGUGUCUUAAUUGAGUCUUGAACAUUUAUGCUUAGUUGUCUUUGUGUGCAAUAUGUAGCUUUUUUAAAACUUGUGAUUGCCAAUCGUUUGUUUUCUCUUA
This is a messenger RNA of Dendrobium catenatum, 1702 nucleotides long. RefSeq names its product flowering locus K homology domain-like. The record is from RefSeq and is a predicted model, not a curated record. Gene Ontology annotation, cellular component: nucleus; cytoplasm. Gene Ontology annotation, biological process: regulation of gene expression. Gene Ontology annotation, molecular function: mRNA binding. The transcript is spliced from 7 exons. NCBI's taxonomy places the organism in Eukaryota, Viridiplantae, Streptophyta, Magnoliopsida, Asparagales, Orchidaceae. The coding region runs from base 168 to 1502 and encodes 444 amino acids.